AUGGCGCACUCACGAGCCUAUUUUUCCCUGCCGGUGCGACCCUUCCUUUCACGCCAAGCACGUUGCAGUCGCAUAUUCCUACAAUCUCCCAAAAAUGCAUUUACUGCACAAUAUCGCUUGCAAAGCACCAAUACGGACACUGCCGAAUCAUCGCCUACCAUUGAUGUUGUGCCCGACGAACCAUCAUCAGACCUGUCGCAUCUGAACCCCCCUCCGGAGGAUUACUCGCGUUUCAUUUUCCAGGACAAAUGUCGAGUGACGAUGCAUGCCGGCUCUGGUGGUCAUGGCUGUGUCGCAUACCUCCGUGAGAAAUAUAUUGAAGAAGGACCGCCUAAUGGAGGCGACGGCGGUAGUGGAGGUGGUAUCUAUAUACAGACUGUCGAGGGUUUAACCAGUUUGCACAAACUGGCUCGUCGAGGUGUCCUCAGAGCCAGCAGAGGUCGGAACGGACAAGGCAAAAGCAAAGGUGGAAAGCGAGGCGACGACAUUCUCAUUCAAGUACCCGUUGGAACGGUGGUUCGGGAAAUCAGCCGACACGAUCCAGUUGAGGACGCGUGGGCACGCAUCAGAGAGGAAGAAGAGGCGGAACAUAUCGCCCAGGAGGAGCAGAAAAUGUUUGGAAAUCCCGAUGAGCUUGAAGAUCCAGAAGGUCCAGAAUAUGGUCUGCGAGAGACGGAGGACCCGGAAUUCAACUCUAUUCGGCAUGACCGCUGGGUGCUUCAUCCUUCCGCCAAACCCUCUGACUUUCUCAUGGUGGAGUUUCCAAAAUCAUACCCGCGGAGACAGAAUAUAGCGGCGAUGGAACCAAAGGCGCCGAUCUGGCUAGACCUCUCGAAGCCCAUGGAUAAGCCUUUGCUUCUAGCCGCAGGGGGUGCUGGCGGAUAUGGUAACCCACACUUCUCGACGCGCACGAUGGGACGACCCAAGUUUGCUUCUCGUGGUGAAGGUGGAAUGACAUUAGAACUCGACUUCGAACUCAAGUUGCUUGCAGAUGUUGGACUAGUUGGAAAGCCCAACGCCGGCAAGAGUACACUACUCCGCUCACUGACCAACAGUCGGACGCGCAUUGGAAAUUGGGAGUUUACUACACUUUCUCCUCACAUUGGAACCGUGAUCACCGACGAUAUGAAGGGCCGUCCACUUGUCGCAUCAAAGGAGCGUCGAACACACUUCACUAUUGCGGACAUUCCCGGCUUGGUUGAGGAUGCCCAUCUUGACAGAGGACUUGGUCUGGGAUUCCUUCGUCAUAUUGACCGCGCUGGAAUUCUGGCUUUUGUGGUUGAUCUUAGCCAUGGCGACCCUGUGGAAGAACUGAAAAAACUGUGGCACGAGCUUGGAGAGUACGAACGAGUGCGCGAUAUGGAUCCGGAUUCCGCUGGAGACAACAGCGUCAUUGACUGGAACCCCUUCGGCAAUGACGGUCCGGAGCCUCAAAAGAAUCCUUUCCGGGAGCCCGGAAGUCAGCCGUUAAACACCAAUCCUGAUGGCACUCUGCCUCGCUUGAUGAUGACACCUCUUCACCUCAAGCCUUGGUUUGUCGUGGCCACCAAGGCGGACUUGGAAAAUACCCAGGAUCAAUACCGAGCUCUUCAAGAAUAUCUGUCAGCCGUACAAGAUGGAUCGGUUGAGCACCCAUCUGGUCAUGAGAAGGCGUGGAAAGAAAAGCUUUGUGCUGUUCCUGUCAGUGCCAGACGAGGCGAGGGUGUCUCGCGCAUUCCCAAGCUGGUGAUGGAACUUCUGGAGUGA
This is a messenger RNA of Penicillium nucicola, 1746 nucleotides long. RefSeq names its product GTP-binding protein Obg. The coding region runs from base 1 to 1746 and encodes 581 amino acids. Gene Ontology annotation, cellular component: mitochondrion. The transcript has a single exon. NCBI's taxonomy places the organism in Eukaryota, Fungi, Ascomycota, Eurotiomycetes, Eurotiales, Aspergillaceae. Gene Ontology annotation, molecular function: GTPase activity; GTP binding. The record is from RefSeq and is a predicted model, not a curated record.